Molecule: messenger RNA, 5620 nt
Organism: Myripristis murdjan (pinecone soldierfish)
Lineage: Eukaryota; Metazoa; Chordata; Actinopteri; Holocentriformes; Holocentridae
Gene: nckap5l
Product: NCK-associated protein 5-like
Exons: 13
Coding region: 237-4544 (1435 amino acids)
Biological process (GO): microtubule depolymerization; microtubule bundle formation
Cellular component (GO): microtubule plus-end
Source: RefSeq, a predicted model, not a curated record
CCAAGCGCUGAGGGAGAGAAAGAAAGCGGCUGCUGCAGAGGAGAGGACACCGCUACAAAAUGAAUUCAACUUAUUAACAAAAAACUAGCGUAAUUUCAUUUUUAGGCGUCAUGGCUCACAAAGGUCGUCCUCGACAAUUUCCAACCAAAUGAGCUCCUUGGUUUUGUUGGGAGACAGAGGCACCUGACAGGAGAUUGACUCCUCUUCAAGGAUAUUAAAGGGAGCUGAUAUCACAGAUGAGAACAAUGUCUGAUGAGACAGAACAGAGAAUGUGUGAUGAGGACUUUGGUUCGGAUGAGGAGGGGGAGGAGGCAGAUGUGGAGUCCUACCUGGAGGACAACAGUAGUGAGCUCAUGGACAGAUUGAGAGAGCUGGAGGCAGAGAACUCAGCUCUGAUGUUGGCAAAUGAGAGUCAGAGAGAGGCUUAUGAAAGAUGCCUGGAUGAGGUGGCCAACCAUGUAGUCCAAGCUCUGCUAAACCAAAAGGAUCUCAGAGAGGAAUGCAUUAAGCUGAAGAUGUUAGUGUUUGACCUGGAGAGACAGAACCGGGCACUCUGUGAGCUUUUUCAGCAGAAACUGCCCAAUAACCCCACUGCUCACUACCAGGUUCAGCCAGGACCCCUCCCAGACUACAAUGCACAGCUGCACAAUGACUCUGCCAAGCAGGUGGAGCCUGCACAGACUGAAGCACAAGCCAAGGGAAAUGGCUACCGCACACAACAUGCCUCCCCAGGCCCUCGCGGCUCGGCUGCCUCCAUGGAGGCUCUGUCUCCCUUCUUCAAGAAGAAAGCACAUAUCCUGGAGGUCCUUCGCAAGAUGGAGGAGACAGACCCUCUCAAAUUCCACCCUUCCACCACUAGCCUGUCUUUCUGCGACUAUAGCCAGGUGCUCAUGUCCACAGAGACUGUUCUGGCCACUGCGGACCCCCUCCCACUACAAUGCAAAGCCCACCACACACACUGCCGCUGCUCCUGUUCCGACAGUGACACACACCAGCAUGUCAAUGGUGAAGGGGCAGUGAAGUGUGAGGGAGGUAACACCUGCUGUUUACACUGCAAGAGGAGCCCAGACGGUCCUCCCAAGCCAUGCAACCAUGUCUGUAGUCCUCCAAAAGCCAACUCAACCACCCAGAGCCAUGUUGUUCCCACAGCUGCUAUGAGCGAAUGUCACAGUAAGAGCACAACGGUGGAGUCUGUUCCCCCGUCAAAACAAAGCAUCAAGAAUGACAACCACCAGCAAACAGCAGGUGCUGCCCCCCACUCAUCAAUCACAGAAACAGCCAAUCAGAGCUCAGAGGUGCUCGGAGCGGAGCAGGAGGAGGCUGCUGCAGAGAGCUGUCCAAAAGCUAGUGCCUCUGAAGAGCUCACUGGUUUCUAUCCAGCCUCCCACCUGCCCAUUCUUAUGAAGGACAGCACUCUUGCCCACUGUGACAUGGAAACUAGAGAAGCCAUUCACAAUGGGUUGAUGCUCUCGUCCCUCAACAGCUCCGUGUCCGCCGACCCCUCGGCUGUCCCAGAGAAAGACGACACAGACCAAGAGGCUUCCUGUGUGAGAGCCAAUGCCUCCCUCAGCCCCAGCCCCUCCUGCCUCAGCGAUGUCAAAGCUGCUGCCAUCAAUUCCCCGUCCAAAUUGCUUAAGUUCCUGAAGAUCCCCUCCAUAGGAGAGAAAUCUCAGGCUUCAACCAGUCCCGUCCGUUUGAGUCCCCAGCUCACCCGUAACUCUAGGAUCCCCUGUCGCACCAACAACUACGAGGUGUACCAUUCUCCUGUCCCCACACGCAGAGCUACCACUACAGAAAGAUGCAGGCAGCCCCCUCCACCACCCUCCAGGUCUGAGUCCUACCCAGCCACACAUUCAGCUCCAACGUCCCCACCCCAGCCUGAGGAUGUGUGCUCCCCCCCAGCUAAGGAAAUAAGCUACAGCAGCCUCUCAGCACCUAAAGCCACUGCUGGCCCUAAGCUGGGCCCUGCCACUUCCUCCUCCUCCUCACCCAAAGUAUCCCAGAGGGUUCCUCAUUAUGAAAACGUCUCUGAUAUGUCUACCAACUCCAGAGAAGAAGAAGAACCACCCCAGGGCCUUGAAAAAAGAACCACACUUCCUUCCCAUACAAAGGUGAGUGGUGGUGAAAGGAAGCUAGUUAAGUCACUUCCAGAGAGCGUCCUCAACCCCCCUCCUCAACGCAAGCAAUCCUCGUCCUCCACUUCAGAAUCCACAUCAGAUGAGGAAGAAGAUACAGAGAGCCCAGUGUGGGUUAACCACCACAGCCUGCCCAACUCGUCUGCCCUCAGCAAAGUUCAGGGCAGAGCUAACUACGCACGAACCAAACAGGAGACAGAUGCAAGGGAGACUGCCAUGCAGAGUUCUGAGGUCGCCCAGGCUGCCCCUCCUCCUUUAGCUAAGAGGAGCGAUCCCUCAUCCAUCCCCAAGAGGCCGGGGACCGGGCCAGGGAGGUCCCCAGCUGAUUCCAGUCACCAUGCCUUCAAAGACAGGCUGGCUGCUCUGGGCAAGCUGAGGAGCUCUGAGGAUCUACAAGUGAGUCUAAGGCCAGUCGACGCGGCAAAUACAAACACACAGUGCAACGAGAGCAAUAUCACCUAUAGCGAUGAAAGGAGUAAGACAGCAGAGAGGUCCACUGAGCACCAUAAAGAGGAGCAAAGACAUUCAAAAUACACCGACUCUUUGGAUGGCAAACCUAAAAGUAGCAGCGGUGGUUUGAAGUACCCCGGGUCAUCUCAGUUGUAUGAACCAGGGUUGAAAUCUCUGCCCUCUGGUCCUGCAGUGGUCAAACCAGAACUGUGUGUGACCAAAACAGAGAGCCCCAAAAGUAAAAUAGGUCUGCCUUCCCCCAACGCAGAUGCUCCCCAGGUGCUACGCAACAACAUGAAAUGUCCUGGCUCCCUGAAUCUGGCCUACAGCGCUAAACCUGGCCUUGGCCCGCACAGCAGCAACAGCCCCAACAGGGUGCCCCCUAAAUCGCCUUCCAAACCUUGCCAGCCCCCCUCCAUCCACAAAGGGGGUAAACCUGAUGCCCCUCGCUACUCCUCUAAAUCAGAGGAAAGGUCAAAGAUCAGUGGGAAAGGGAAAAAGAACCCGAUGUAUGGAGACAGUCUCCCUCCUCCUCCUCCAAGACCUCCAACAUCGGACAGCCAAGAGGAUAAAGUGCCGCACGUGGUCCCCGUCCCGCAGUCGGCCAUCGAGCAGAAGGUGAUGAAGGGCAUCGAGGAGAAUGUGCUGAAGCUUCAGGAGCAGGACAGAGGAGGGCAGGGCGCCGAGGUCAAGCAGAAAGCCUCCAAUGGCAUUGCAAGCUGGUUCGGCCUGAAGAAAAGCAAGCUCCCAGCACUAAGCCGCAAGACAGACGCAACCAAAGCCAAGGACGAGAAGAGGGAGUGGAAGAUUAACAUUCCGUCAGUGGGGAAAGACUCUGUGAAGAUGGCCACCAGAUGUAAGGAAGGGGUGGAGGGUCUGAACAUCUCGACUCUGAUGGAGAAGGCAGAGGGACUGAGGAGAGCCCUGGAGGAGGAGAGGGCAUACGUAGAGAGGUCAGGCAGGGGUCACUCCUGUGAGGUGGUGAUGGACCAGGCUCAGGGCCAGCUGGCCGUCAUGUACAGAGGAGCACGCUCUGACAACUUCAUGCAGCAGCUACUAAACAGAGUGGAUGGAAAAGACAUGAUCAGUGUGCCCCAGCGCCGGCUCUCCUUUGACUGUAAGACCUCCAGGCCGGUGUUCAGUCAGCAGAGUGAUGUCAUCAGUCACACCACCAGCCGAGACGAUAUGGAAAAGGGAUCAGACAGAAUCAGCAACGUCACAUCAGACGAGAACCUGGCAGAUUCAGUUCACUCUCAGCACUUCGCAGGAUCUGGUGCUUCCACCUACACCCUGGACAGUGGCAUUGGUACUUUUCCCCUGCCCGACUGCAGCAGUGGUGCAACGGGAAGGAGCCUUUCCAAGACAAGGGCUGGGGCAGAUCACCAUGCCUCUGGCUCCCCAGGGAAGGCUGGGCGACGGGCCCGCACCCUGGACAGGGAGAUCACUUCACAAGAGGAGUGCUAUGCACCGCACAGACAGCUGAUUCCCACCAUUCAGUACGGCUCCAUGCUGGAGGGAAGGAGCACAACCGGUGUAAUCCGUGAAGACAAAGAGGCCCAUGGGGCGAACAUGUUCUCCCCCCGCUCCAAAACAUGGACCUUCCCCAACCUGAAGACCCCAGCAGGACCCGCAGAGGUGUACCUGGCAGUGGAGGAGGAGGAGGAGGAGGCAGUGUCCUACGGCUCACCCUUCAGAGGGAGUGUGAAGGCCGGUGGUCCCUCUUCCAGCCGCGUGGUUGACCCAGGCAGCCUGCCCGUCCCUGCUCAGUCGGGGAUGAGCCGCAGAGGGAAGACUCGCACUCCCAGCGUCCCAGAGAUGAGUCGGGAGGCCGGGCUUGAGCUGCUCAGGGAGCGGCCAGAGGAAGCUCUCUCCCCUAGCCGCCCUCAGGUCCUAGAGACCCCUGAGUCGCUCAGCGAUUCUCUGUAUGACAGUCUGUCGUCCUGCGGCAGCCAAGGAUGAUACGGCCGGGGAAGGGGGAGGACCGGAUGGACUGGAGAGGCGAAUGCUCACUAGUCUGGAGACUCGGAGACACACAUUAAGCCCUAGCAAUGUUUGUAACAUGUCUCCUGAUUGCUGGCUGUGCUGUGAUGCUGCUGACCCCGCCACCUUUGAGGAACAUAGAAAAGAAACUGUGCUUUGUUGAUGCCUGCCGGACACUCUGCUGAUGAUGCCGUCUCAUCAUCUGUGACUCUGUUGCAACUGGAAAGAUGGAUUGAUGGACUUCUCCUCAGGAUUUCUAAUCAACAUGAAACCAAAAGCCACCCAAAUAAUAUAGGUCGUUCACCUUCACUUUUUCACAAUGAAAUCGACUGUGGACACUUAUUCAUGUAUACAGGACUACAAAAAAAGCAUGGGCAAGCUAAUGAUUAUCACACAAAUUGUCACUCCUGAUAUGAGUACUUUUUUCAGCUGAAUUUUGCCUCAUUCCUAUCUUGUUUUGCACCCUGGUAGAGGGUUCUUUAUUAUGUACUUCAUGGAAGCGCUGUAGCGCUGACCAGUCAAAUAACCGACAUACUGUACCAAUACAUCCAUUCUGUUCUUGACAUCAGUUCACAACAUAAUGUACUGAAAAAUGGUAUUUCCUCAUUGAGCUCCUAAAAAAAAAAAAAAGAAUGUUCAUGUCUGAUUCAAUUGCUAAACUCAUGUAUCACAAUUUUAAUGUAAAAAAUUUUAUUGAUCAUGUUGAGAUUAUUUCUCUUUUGCAACCAAGGGAGGUUGUCAGAAUAUGUCUGUGUUUUAAAAUCAUAAUACGUUUAAAGGUAAUAUAUACCAGCAAUAAUAUCAUAGAAAAGAGAAAUGGCUACACUAUUCAAUGAAUAAGUAUUUCUAUUAUUUAUUUAUUUUAAGUGAAAUGUACAUCAUUUGCAGUCAUCUUUUUUUGUAAUCUUUCUGUGAAAAUUGCAGUCUCCUUGCUUAGUAGGUUAUGUUCAUAUCUCGUAUGUCAACAUCUCUGUUGCCGUCUGUUCUCUAGCUAAUAGAGGUCAUAUGUACCUACUGCCAUUUUUUCAACUUUCUAAUUAAAAUGUUUUGAUUUA